Messenger RNA from Paramecium sonneborni, 3944 nucleotides. The record is from the annotation of a GenBank genome assembly. Lineage: Eukaryota; Ciliophora; Oligohymenophorea; Peniculida; Parameciidae.
AUGAUUGUAAAAAUUUUAAUUUUUCCAAUUAUUUUAUCAUAGGCUUGCUAUUAAUUAAAUGAAGAGCUGUUGUAUGUUAUAACAGAGAAUGAGAGUAUUAGAGUAAAUCUUUCAUAAGUAUUUAUUGGAAAUAAUAUUUAAUAUUUGACAUCAUCAGAAUUGAAAAUUAUAUCAGCAUUCAAUGAAUAUGAUAAAAAUGAAUUGCCUGAACAAACUUAUCCAAUUAGUUUUAAACCAUUUCUCAAUAUCAAUCAUAAAUGGAUCAAUUAAUUUGCUUAUAUGGCUGAGAAUUACAUUUCUGUGAAUAUUACAUAUUCUAAUCCAUAAAUUAAUUUAAAUACACCUUAAUUUAAGACAGUUUUAUAUUUGGAAAAACAAGAUUAAACAUUAAGUUGCUUUGAUUUUGAUUAUUUUAGAGAUGAUAGUUUUAUAAUUAUGUGUUAAAGAGAUACCCAAAACUUAAUUUAUAUUCAUCAUAAAAAUGGUGACUUAAUAAAUUAGAUUGAACUUGAAAACUUUCUAAAUAUAAAAACUAUUCAAAUCACUAAUAACCUUGAAUAUUUUUAUAAAUUAGAAUCUAAUCAAUUUCAAUCUGUUUUAGCAAUUUAUAAAUGGAAUUAAAACUAAACUAUUUUAACAUUAUAAUCUAUAAUAAAUAAUUCAACAAUCAAUAAGUUAUUUCCAUCUUAAGAAUUUAUUUCUUUAAAGAUUAGUUAAUAUAAGAUACUGAAUUAAAAUAUAAUUUUUUUCCUUGAUUAAAAUUUAGGUUUGUUCCAAUCAGAGAAUGAUCAUGUAACUUUGAUUAAAAAAGAUAAAAUAACAUCUUUUGAUUAUGAUGGUGAAAAUGGGUAUUUAGUUUACCUCUAAAAAUAGUAGAUAGUAAUCUAUUAAAAUUAGCAUUAUAUUCAUACAAUAUACUUGGAUAGUAUGGUUGAUGAAAAAGCUUAAGUUCAUAUAUCUGGAUAAUAUGUCAUACUACAUAACACAGGACACUUCUCAAGUUUUAGUAUCUAUUCUGGAUAUUUAUUACAAAAAAUUAACAGCGAAGGUAUUAUAACUUAUUUAUCCUCAUAACAUUAUUUGCUUACAUUAUCAAAUGAAUUUUCACAUUUCUACUUACUAUCUAAUGGUUAUUUACUUUUAAAUUCUGAUGAUAUUUAAAAGAAAAAUCAAUUGAUACAUUUUUUAAUUUAAGGAAAAGAUCUUCAUGGUACCUGUAAUACUACAAUUAAUUUACAAAUUAUCUAAGAAAAUUAAGAAAUUUUGAUAGCAGACGAAGUCAAGAAUCCAAUUAUUGUUGGAUCUCCUACUCAUUAACAGUAAUUAAAAUUAAUGAUUUCUGGACCAAAUCAAAAUUAUUUAUGUUUAUCUAAUUGCUCUAUUUAACACUUAAUUAAUUUUCCCUUUUCUAUUUAAUUGAAGGAUUAAGUAAUCUAUUAAGAUAUCCUGAAAAUAAAUAAUAUUGAUUAUUAUUUAGUCUAACAAUUCUAAAACAAUCAAUUGGUUAUAAAUAAAUGCAUAUUGAAAUCUCAAUUAUUCUGCUUAUAAUCAGCGACUAUGCAAAUGAAAAUUAGUUUAAAUGAAAAUAAUUUUUAAUGGUAAUUAGUCGAUGAAACUAUUUAUUUUGUAAUUUUAGAAAAUUCAUUUACCAUUUCAUUACAAACAACAAACUCUACAAUUAGAUAGCUUUCUUUUGAGAAAAAUGUUAAAUAAAUACUUUUUAAUAAAUCAUCACUUUAUUUAAUUUUUGAUACUUAGAUUCAUUUUUUUAAGAAUAUAAUAUUAAAUAAUGACUUUAUAUUGAUUGAUGAUUCUUUUAUAAACAAAUGUUCUUAUUCUAUUAGUUGGUAGCCUAUAAGAUUAUAAAUAAAUUAGAAAGGAGAUACAUUGUUUAUCAUAAAUCAUGGUAAUCUGUUGAUUACGAGUUUAUUUACUGAUUUUUAUAUCAAAUAUUAUUUAAAUAUCGAAAUAAAGGAAAAUGAUUAUAUAGCAAUAUCAGAUUAAACCUUUAUUUUAAUAAAAGAUAAUAUAAUAUUCGAAUAUAACUAUUGUUAAGAAGUUUAUUUAAUUCAUAAAAUCCCUUCUUAUUAGUAACAAUUUUAUUAACCAAUUAAUGCAAAGUCUUUUAAUGAAUAUUUAUUAAUUUAAACUGAAUAAUAGGAGAUACUAGUUUAUUAAUUUAAUACUUAUGCCCACAAUUCUCUAAAAAUUUAAAUAUCAAUGAGCAAAACUGGUUUUCAAAUAUAAAGAUAAUAAAUUUAUUUUUCCCCCUUCACAUCUGAUUUACAUUUAUUUAUUUUGUUGUAUGAAAAUGAAUAAAUCCUCAAAAUGAUUCAUUUGUACCCAAUCAUCACAUAUAAUUUUGAAUAUUCGAGUGAUAAUUAUAUUUAAGAAACGACAGCUUUAAUAAAAGUUAGUAAUAAUAAGUAUAGUUUAUAAAUAAAUUAAAAAAUAAAAUAGAUUAAUACUCUUACAUCUAUUAAAUUUUCUGAAAAGGAACUUUAAGAAUAAAAUAAAUUUUACCUUUAAAAAUAUGAUUAGAAAAUACCUAUGAUUCAUGAAUGGUAUGAAGGAUAGGUAAUAGAUUUUAUAGUUGAGAGUGAGAUUAAGGAUGUUGUUACUGUACAAAAUCUUUUAGAAAGGACAGAGAAUUUACUAUCUAAUAGUCUAUAAUUUAAUAAUUUAAUAUCAAUUAAUAAUGUUACAAAGAUUUUAUAAGGAACUACAUCAAUUUUAUAAAUAGAUUCAUAAUUCUAAAUCAUAUCACUUAUUAAUCUAGAUGUUAGAUCUUAAUUUAAUUGUAUUUCAACCAUAUAAGAUUAAUACUUUUUUUAUACAUUAUGUAAUAAUAUGACAGAUUCAUAUCUUCACAUUACUAAAGUAGAUGAUGGUUUCCCUUUAGGAUUUCUUUAUUAAUUUGAUGGUAUGACUAAAAAAAUUGCAAAUAUAAAUAAAAAAAUCUUAUUUUUGUCUGAAUAUACAUUAUAAAUGGGUGAUAUUUUACAGGAAAAUGGAAAUUUUAAAAUUAAGAAUAUCAUAUAAAUAAAUUCAAGUUAUUUAAAAUUAAAAAUUCCAUUUCAUGCAAUAGAUUUUGAUAUUACUGAAGAAGAGGGAAAUGAAUUUAUAAUUAAAAUAAUAGAUAUAAGUGGUAUGAUUGCUAUUUUAAGAGGAAUCUAUUCAGAAAAUAAUUAUGUAGUAUUUAAUAUUUAAACUUUUGAUGCAAAAGAGUUAUUAAAGAAAAAUAAUUUAUUUAUUCUUAGUGACACCUCUUUUAUCUUCAUAAAAUAGCUAUUUCAUUUAAAGGAUUUUAUUUAGAAUUUAUGUUUUCUUAUAAUAACUAACAAUGCUGGAUCAUAUGGAAUAAGAAUAACUUAUGAUGAAGAUGCUCAUCCAUCUUUAGAAUUCAUGAUUAUUUAAUAUGGAUUUUGGGAAACUUAAAGAUUUGAUAUUGGAAAUAAUAUAAUUGCUAUAUCAUACAAGAAUGAAAAUAAAGUUUUUAUAGGUCUAUACAAAAUUAAUUUUGAUCAAAUACAUUUUGAAUUCAAAAAAUAUACAAUUAAUUCAGGUAUCUAAAUUGAUUAAUCCUCUUAAAACCCUGUUUUCUUUUUCUUAAAGAAUAAUUAUCUGUUUGUUGAUACUUAAGAUUAGACAUUUUAAGAAUACUAUAUAAAUGACUAUGUCUAUUUUUCUGUUAAAGGAGCUUAGGAUCGACAACAUGUUAAUAUCACUGCAAAAAAUGACUUUACAUCAAAUUCAAUCAAUUAUAUCAUUAAUUAUCAUAUUGAAGAUGAAUCGUAAUAUAAAUUUUAUUUAAUAUUAGAUCAAAUAUUUGGUGGAUUGUGUUAGUUAGUGUUUGUGGUGGAACAAUAUUGAUAACUCUUUGCUUUUAUAUCUAUAAACGAAUGCAUCCUGUUAAAAGUGUAAGCUCUAUUUUAUUGGAAUGA